AUGUAUCAGAGUUGGCACAUGAAUCCAGAUGUUUCUUACUUCAGAGAAGAAGUAUCAGGCAAUCUAUGUCUGGCGCCUCCUCCUCCAGAACAGAUGCCUUGUGAAAUACCCUGCCGAAUGGAUUGUGUGGUUAGUGAGUGGACAGAAUGGUCAACCUGUUCCCAGUCCUGCUCUAAUAAAAACACUGAGGGGAAGCAGACUCGGACCAGAACUAUACUAGCAUUGGCAGGAGAUGGUGGAAAACCAUGUCCUCCUCUUCAGUCCCUACAAGAAUAUCGUUUGUGCAAUGAUCAUUCUUGUACACAUUUCUAUUGGGAGACAUCACCUUGGGGUUCCUGCUCUGAAGAUGCCCUGGUAACAGCCCUUAAUGCAACUAGUACCUGGAAUGGAGAAGCCACUUGUGGUGUGGGCAUUCAGACUCGCAAGGUUUUUUGCAUGAAAAAUCACAUGGGGCAGGCCAUGAUUAAAAGAUGCCCAGAUUCUACCCGACCUGAAACAGUCCGUCCUUGUCUCCUCCCAUGCAAAAGAGACUGUGUUGUGACACCUUUCAGUGAAUGGACUCACUGUCCCAUUUCAUGUCAACAAGAAAAUGGCACAUUAAUAAAACAGUCCAGAUAUAGGAUUGUCAUUCAAGAGGCUAUGAAUGGAGGACAAGAAUGUCCAGAUACCUUGUUUGAAGAAAGAGAAUGUGAAGAUGUUACAUAUUGUCCUGUAUACCGUUGGAAGCCUCAUAAAUGGAAUUCAUGCAUUCUCGUGCCAGAAUCUGUCAGGCAAGGGCUGACGGUCCUCAAUGAAGCUUGUGGAAAGGGUUUACAAACAAGAGGUAAGCUGAUUUUUAAUCAACAUAUAUCCUGAAAAGUGAAUUGAAAAUAUAAUCUUUUUGAAUAUUUUAUCUGUUUUCAACAUAUGUGAAUAAAGAUGUAAUAAUAUUUAAUUGUUUCUUACAAGUUAUAUGUUUGCUUUGAGUUACAGAUAAAGUGUGAAGUUGUCUAAUGUUGAAAUUGAAUGGUUCUAUCAUAACCAGGAUAGGUAAUUAAGGAUUAAAAACAUAAAAUACCCAAAUAGCAAUUUAUUUACACACUAGCUAUUAACCAAUUAAUUCCAAUAAUGUCAAUAUUAGCAGAAUGGCUUUUCAUUUCAUUUG
Messenger RNA from Sarcophilus harrisii (Tasmanian devil), 1144 nucleotides. RefSeq names its product thrombospondin type-1 domain-containing protein 7B-like. Lineage: Eukaryota; Metazoa; Chordata; Mammalia; Dasyuromorphia; Dasyuridae. The record is from RefSeq and is a predicted model, not a curated record. Bases 1 to 855 code for a protein of 284 amino acids. The transcript is spliced from 6 exons.